Molecule: messenger RNA, 2967 nt
Organism: Phytophthora infestans T30-4
Lineage: Eukaryota; Oomycota; Peronosporomycetes; Peronosporales; Peronosporaceae
Exons: 10
Coding region: 1-2967 (988 amino acids)
Biological process (GO): signal transduction
Source: RefSeq, a predicted model, not a curated record
AUGUUGAGCAAGAUCUCGCAUUGGCUGGCCACGCGGAAUGAGGACAGAGGCGGCGCCAGCGAUGCCUUUGUGCAACAACGAUACGACGCACUGACACGACUUAAGAACGCCACACUGGCAGUGUUACGCAAAGAAAACGCAGCGGAUUUGAACGAAGCAGGCGACCAGCAACCUGUUGUCGGGCAACAGGAGGGGACACCGGUGGCGUCACUGCACCGCGAACAACGUCAGCAGCUGACGGAGCGCGAUUCUUGUGUUGGCGAACUCUGUGUGGCAUUGGAAGAAUGCUUGGUGUUGGGGCUCAAACCCCGUACUGACGAGGAGCAGCUGUGUUACUGGCAUGUGCUGUACGCCAGUACGCUCAUCGUGGACGAGCCGACGCUAGUGCAGAGUGUGCUGUCUGCAGCAUUCCUGGCGGAGGUUUGUACUGACGUAGGAAAAGCACGUUGCUGGUUGAAGAUUGCGCUAAACAACCACACUAUUGAGUCCAGUAUUAUGAUGAUCUUUUCAAUGGCUUGCGAGCACUUGAUCCGUAACAAUUACGAAGAAUGGUCGCUUGUUCGCUGCUCUGAAGGACUGGGCCUGUUUCUUGAGCUGAUCAUUGCACUCCGGGAGGUGCAUUUCGCCAUUGAAGUCAACGGCGAUCCAUUUUAUGUGUCAGAGCAAGCAGAAUCAGUGGAACCUGAGCCUAGUACUGAAAGCAACAGCGGAGAAAUGGUGUCUACAAUCACAGAUGCAGAUAUUGCUGCAGCAGUGGGGGUGUCACCUUCCAGAGCUGGGUCAUUUCUACCACCCCCAGACGCCGAACCAGUGCUAGACGAAGUUAUCCAGCUACCUUCGGCCUUCUUCCCACAUCGUCUCAAAGGUAUAAAACCGUGGCAGUACGUGUUUGGUGUCAGUCUGGCAUCCCUCUCGAAAAAUCCAUAUCACAGUCGCUACGCUCUGAUUGAUCCACUCCUAGCGCUGCCGAACAUUGUGGACGAUUGCGUUGCAAUAUUGAGAGAAAACCCAGAUACCCCACGACUGUUUCGAACGACUGUGUUGAGUAUCCGCUUGAGUCAGCUUCGAGAGACUGUGGAGACAGAGGGCUCGGUACCGAAAGAUCUGGACCCUCAAUGUGCAGGCGCCUUGCUUUUAGAUUUCCUCAAGAACCUGCCGGACGCAAUAGUGACCGAUGACAAAUACGACGCGUUCGUGGCAGCUGGUCAAUUACGCGAUGAAGACGCAAGCGUGCGCAACAUUACGUGCUUGGUAAAUGACCUGCCAGUGCAUUGCCAGAUCGUAUUGAAGAGGGUUAUCAACUUGAUGAAUUUCUUACAGCAACCGGAGCAUUGUGAGCAGAAUGGCAAGGACUCUGGCUCGUCGGCUGAGCGCUCGCGUGCUAGAACGCACUCUCAGUAUCAAGACGUGAGGUAUGCAGCAGUUGGAGCGCAAGUAGUGGAGCGGAUGAUCGAACACUACGCGACCAUUUUUCAUGACAUACGAGUGCAAGUGGUUGAUGCGCUUGAGCGCUUGGAAGCCAAGAAAGAAGCUCUUCGCAUGGUGUCUCAUCAGAUGAAGCUCCAACCCUUGAUGAACUUUUUGUCCGAUAGGCAGCAAGUGAACGAGAUUUCUCGAUUAUUUCGUGACCACUUAGAAGGAGGUGAUCUAGAUUUGAGGCAACCGACAGCUGCGACGCCACCGACUAGUGCUACUAGCAGUGGAGGGUCUUCACCCACAACCAGCGAAACGACAGAGCCGGAGCUCGUGAGCAACUGGGAGCAAUUUGGCUUUAAUAAGCCAACUAUCUUGGGGAACUUUGAGAAGGGUGGCGUAUUGAUGCUGCGAGCAGUUUUGUACUGGUUGAAGACUGAUCCAGGUGCCUUACCGCUGCUGGAGAUGCGCGCACUGCCGUCUGAGUUGCCGUCUUAUGACGCAGGACUGGUCGCGUCGUCCAUUUGCGAGUCCUUAGUGAAGCUUUUGAAGCUGUUCUUGAGCCCGAAACACCCGGAGAUCGACAUUGUAGCGAUGUCGCUGGAGCCGUUCUGGGAGUUGUUUGACGAAGACAUGUACUUCAGUAAGCUCUUCAUGUUCAUGUUCCAAGUGUUCGACCAACUUUGGAGUGAGCUGGAUCCAAAGGCAGCAUCCUUCACCCGUGUGAUUACAGAAACAGAGGGAAUAAUUUAUGAGUUACUGAAGAAAGCUCCCGUUACCGUGAACGACCUACAAGUGGAAUGGGAAGAGAUAAGAACACGUCGUCUCGAUGAGGGCGAAGAAGUUCUCGAAAUGCAAGCAGAGCUGGUCGAUGAUGACGCCUUUCGGGUUGCAGCUUUGGCUGAUCAAUCGCUACUGUCACCCCCAUUGCGCUACUCCAAGAAGAAACCCUCGUUUGAUUACAAUCCAGACGACUACAAGUCGAAGCUGAUGGACCCGUCAAGCAUACUGGAGAUUGAGCAUCUUGCGUAUAUUGACCAUGCGUUGCCGAUCACAAGCCAAUUGUGCCGAUGGUAUCGAAUUUACAGUGUCGAAGCAAAUGGAUCCUCAUUGGAGACGUUGCUGAUACUAGCGAGGAAACAGAGUCCGACGUUAUUGGUGGUCAAGGACGCCCAAGGGAAUGUGUUUGGUGGCUAUGCCUCGGAUGAAUGGCACCACGCUUUCCACUACUAUGGAACUGGCGAAUCGUUCUUGUUUUCGUUCGCGAGCCCAAGUGCUGCCGGUGGAUUUGUUAAGUACCAAUGGAGUCGAAAGAAUAGCUACUUUAUGCUGUGCUCGGACGAGUCGUUGAUAAUGGGGGGCGGCGGCAACUUUGGUUUGUUCCUGGAUAGCGAUUUAUCUCGAGGGACAAGUGGCGCGUGUGAGACGUUUAAUUCGCCUCCAUUAACCACUUCGCAGGAGUUUUCUUGCGUCCAAGUUGAACUAUGGGGCUUCACCACAGGAGACAAACCCGUAGAAAUGGGGGAGCGACACCGGAAGAGUGUGCUGGACUAG